AGCAGCGGCGGCGUCGGCGACCCGAGCAGGGGACGCAUCUGCAGCUUCCUCCCCGCCUGUGAUUUUCCGAGGCGAUUGCUCACUUAGCUGACGGAUCCGUGCCUUCGGGAGAGCUGCUCAGCUUCUCCAUUUCCACGCGUCUUAGGCGUCUUCCAGUUUCAAGUGUGUGUUUGGGGUAUUUAAUUUAUUUUUUUUAUUUUUUCCUUCCUCUAAAUCUUCUCGGGAAUUCUGCGUAUUGAAGCAGGUGGCUCCUGGUACGAAAUCUUUGGAUACGUUUGGCUUGCCAAGUUUUUGCUCUUCUCCGUUCCCUCCCGCUUUCAGAGGCAUCUACGGCGCUUUUCUUUUUGGAUUUAUAUGCAGAAAACGUAUAUAUGUUCAUAUACCGACCGCAUACUAUAUAAAUACAUAUACGCCUGCGGGUGCCCCAGCGCUUGGUAACCGGCUCUCGUCCUGACAAAGCGGAAUGUUGUGGAGCUGAUGGAGAACGAGAACAGUAUUAACAUUCUUUUGAGCCUGCUUUUUAAAAAGGGGAGGGAGUGUGAAGAAUUGUUUAACAUUCGGCCUUCGUUUGGCUGCACACUAAACACCACGAAGUAUUUAUGGUUGCAGAGCAGGUGCAAACGGGGCUUAGAGAGAAAAAGGCUAUAGACCUGCAGCUAACUGGAUUUGAUUCAUAAGAGAGAAAUCUACAGUCAAUGGCCACUCUCACCACGUUCCUGCUAUGGAAAACAGAAUGGUCAAUAGGAUAUGAUCUGAUAAAUAAUGAUGAUUGAAGAUACUACUUCAAUACAUGUGAAAUCAAUGGGAGUUACUGGCUGCAUGAAGAACUUUCUCAGCUUUUCUCUACAAGUUCAUCUUUAAGAAAUCGGAGGCAUAUUCUACCAUUUUACAUUCUUAAGUGGAUACAAAUACUUUUGCCUCAUUGUAAACAGACAACUAGACAACUAAUGUGGGACCAUGGCACUGCCCAGAUGCAUGUGGCCAAGUUAUGUUUGGAGAGCAGUGAUGGCAUGCUUGGUACAUGGGGGACUGGGUGCCUCCUUGACUCUCUGUGUAUUGGGAUGUUUGCUUCAAGCUGCCCAUGUGCUCUCACAAAAAUUGGAUGAUGCAGACCCAUUGGUGAUGACCAACUUUGGCAAGAUAAGAGGGAUUAAGAAGGAACUGAAUAAUGAAAUUUUGGGACCUGUUAUUCAAUUUCUUGGGGUUCCAUAUGCAGCCCCACCAACAGGGGAACAUCGUUUUCAGCCUCCAGAACCACCAUCUCCCUGGUCAGAUAUUAGAAAUGCCACGCAGUUUGCUCCGGUGUGUCCCCAGAAUAUCAUUGAUGGCAGAUUGCCAGAAGUCAUGCUUCCUGUGUGGUUUACUAACAACUUGGAUGUGGUUUCAUCAUAUGUACAAGACCAGAGUGAAGACUGCCUGUAUUUAAACAUAUAUGUCCCAACUGAGGAUGUAAAAAGAAUAUCCAAGGAAUGUGCCAGAAAACCCGGCAAGAAAAUAUGUAGAAAAGGAGGUCCCCUUACAAAGAAACAGACAGAUGAUUUAGGUGAUAAUGACGGUGCUGAAGAUGAAGAUAUUCGAGAUAGUGGGGGUCCCAAACCAGUGAUGGUGUAUAUCCAUGGUGGUUCAUAUAUGGAAGGAACUGGAAAUUUAUAUGAUGGAAGUGUCUUGGCAAGUUAUGGCAAUGUGAUUGUCAUCACAGUGAACUAUCGACUUGGGGUACUUGGUUUCUUGAGCACAGGGGAUCAGGCUGCAAAAGGAAACUAUGGACUCCUUGAUCUCAUACAGGCUUUAAGAUGGACUAGUGAAAACAUUGGAUUCUUCGGUGGUGACCCCUUACGAAUCACUGUUUUUGGAUCUGGUGCUGGGGGUUCAUGUGUCAAUCUGCUGACUUUAUCCCAUUAUUCUGAAGGUAACCGUUGGAGCAAUUCAACCAAAGGACUUUUUCAACGAGCAAUAGCUCAGAGUGGAACAGCUCUUUCCAGCUGGGCUGUUAGUUUCCAACCUGCAAAAUAUGCUAGAAUGUUGGCCACAAAAGUUGGUUGCAAUGUUUCAGAUACAGUAGAGUUAGUGGAAUGUCUACAGAAGAAGCCUUACAAAGAACUUGUUGACCAAGAUAUUCAACCAGCACGAUACCACAUAGCCUUUGGACCUGUGAUUGAUGGCGAUGUCAUACCUGAUGACCCUCAGAUAUUGAUGGAACAAGGAGAGUUUCUCAACUAUGAUAUAAUGUUAGGUGUUAACCAAGGGGAAGGGUUAAAGUUUGUUGAAAAUAUAGUAGAUAGCGAUGAUGGCAUUUCAGCUAGUGAUUUUGACUUUGCUGUUUCCAAUUUUGUUGAUAAUCUAUAUGGGUAUCCUGAAGGCAAGGAUGUUUUGAGAGAAACCAUUAAAUUCAUGUAUACUGACUGGGCUGACCGUCAUAACCCUGAAACCAGAAGGAAGACAUUACUGGCUUUGUUUACAGACCAUCAGUGGGUGGCACCAGCUGUAGCUACUGCCGAUCUUCACUCAAACUUUGGUUCACCUACAUAUUUCUAUGCCUUUUACCAUCAUUGCCAAACAGAUCAGGUUCCAGCUUGGGCUGAUGCAGCUCAUGGAGAUGAGGUUCCUUAUGUACUAGGAAUCCCUAUGAUUGGACCGACAGAGUUAUUUCCUUGCAAUUUCUCCAAAAAUGAUGUCAUGCUGAGUGCAGUAGUAAUGACAUAUUGGACAAAUUUUGCAAAAACUGGUGACCCAAAUCAACCAGUUCCACAAGACACAAAAUUCAUCCAUACCAAACCCAACCGCUUUGAAGAAGUAGCAUGGACCAGAUAUUCCCAGAAAGACCAACUUUAUCUCCAUAUUGGAUUAAAACCAAGAGUUAAGGAACAUUACAGAGCCAAUAAGGUGAACCUCUGGUUGGAGCUGGUACCUCAUCUACAUAAUCUCAAUGACAUUUCUCAGUAUACCUCGACAACAACUAAAGUGCCAUCAACUGAUAUCACUUUCAGACCUACGAGAAAAAAUUCUGUACCUGUCACAUCAGCCUUUCCCACUGCCAAGCAGGAUGAUCCCAAGCAACAGCCAAGUCCAUUUUCAGUGGAUCAAAGGGACUACUCAACAGAGCUGAGUGUCACGAUUGCGGUUGGCGCUUCAUUGCUAUUCCUGAACAUCUUGGCCUUUGCAGCCCUGUACUACAAAAAGGAUAAGAGGAGACAUGAUGUUCACCGGAGAUGCAGCCCUCAGCGUACGACAACCAAUGAUCUUACCCAUGCCCAAGAAGAGGAGCUCAUGUCCCUUCAAAUGAAGCACACUGAUUUGGAUCAUGAAUGUGAGUCCAUCCAUCCACAUGAGGUGGUUCUUCGGACCGCCUGCCCCCCAGAUUACACACUAGCUAUGAGGAGGUCACCCGAUGAUGUUCCCUUAAUGACACCCAACACCAUUACAAUGAUUCCCAACACUAUACCAGGGAUUCAACCCUUACACACAUUCAAUACAUUUACAGGAGGACAGAACAAUACUCUGCCCCAUCCCCAUCCCCACCCCCAUUCACAUUCAACAACCAGGGUAUAGCCAGAUAAGAGAAACAAACUCUAUUUUUUUUUGAUGGAUUGCAGUAAAAGAUUACUGAAGAUUCCUUGGCUUUCAACCUACAAGACUCUUACUAUUUAAAUAAGGAGGAAUAUUAUGUGAAUAUACAUAUCAAGAACUUUGGGGGUUUUGAAAAAAAUGAAUUGUACAUAUAUACACAAAUCAACUUUAAAACAAAUUCCAAUUGCUUGAAGCAAUUGUUCUGAAUGAUACUUUUUCAUUCACAUUCAAGAAUUAAUUUUUUGAAGAUUUAUGUUACGUAAUGGAAUUAGGCAUGUGGAACACCAAACAGGAAAGAACUAUGUCUGAAAUAUAAAA
Molecule: messenger RNA, 3885 nt
Organism: Talpa occidentalis (Iberian mole)
Lineage: Eukaryota; Metazoa; Chordata; Mammalia; Eulipotyphla; Talpidae
Gene: NLGN1
Product: neuroligin 1
Exons: 8
Coding region: 958-3549 (863 amino acids)
Biological process (GO): modulation of chemical synaptic transmission; postsynaptic membrane assembly; presynaptic membrane assembly
Cellular component (GO): cell surface; synapse; postsynaptic specialization membrane
Molecular function (GO): neurexin family protein binding; signaling receptor activity
Source: RefSeq, a predicted model, not a curated record